Drosophila biarmipes is the source of this 531-nucleotide messenger RNA. RefSeq lists its product as uncharacterized. The transcript has 2 exons. Lineage: Eukaryota; Metazoa; Arthropoda; Insecta; Diptera; Drosophilidae. The record is from RefSeq and is a predicted model, not a curated record. Bases 88 to 483 code for a protein of 131 amino acids.
GGGGGUUGCUGCUGAUCUGCAUACGAUCUCUAACCAAGAGACACGUGUGCUUGUUCCUACACAGCAAUAAAGAACAACCACAGAGGAAUGAGGUUUUGUUUCUUUCUGUGCCUUUUGGCCAUGUGCUCCGCCUUUGCACUGCCUGUAGAUGGCACCGUGGGUUCUAUUAUUUCCAUUCUAUGGCCGCAAAAGUAUCCCCCUGGACUAACACCAGUAAAGAUGGGAUUGAUCACCGCCUACGCCCUGACUCCCUGCACCCGAGAGCGAACUCCCACCACCGUCGCCUUCCGCUCGAGGGACGAAUGCUCGGAGAAGUGCUCUGGACACUGUGCCCUUUGCAAUGCCACCUGUAUCUUUGGGAACCGAUGUGUUUGCGGCACAGAUACUUACUGCGUUUACGAUCCGAAUACGAGCAACCUUCAACCAGGAGCACUGCUACCAAGAAUUUGCCUGCCCAUUGAGAACUUCAAAGAACGCAAAUGAACCUAUUACUUGUAUUAAAUCUAAGGGAUCUAAGAGUUAUAGUAUACA